Zea mays is the source of this 3394-nucleotide messenger RNA. RefSeq lists its product as uncharacterized. The record is from RefSeq and is a predicted model, not a curated record. The transcript has 9 exons. Lineage: Eukaryota; Viridiplantae; Streptophyta; Magnoliopsida; Poales; Poaceae. Bases 1170 to 2888 code for a protein of 572 amino acids.
UCUACAAACAAAGUAGCUUCGCCCCUGUGCUUGCUAUAGGAUCCAAAUAACACCCUUGGAGCAGCUGACUUGACUUUGUGUCUGCUGCAGUAGGCGCUUGUAUAAAGUGUGUCCUUUACGAAGCCAGAGAGCACAUUGCUAUCUGGAGCACACAGGGCUUUAGGAGGUAGGUAGGAAGGGAGAUCAGUUCGUCGACCCAUCCCGGGGAUGGCUAACUGCACGGCACAAUAUGCUCCUCUCAGACCCAGCAGGCACCAAUUGCUACCUGGACAAGGAGAAUCAGACACACAUUGGAAUGUCUUUCUCCUAGAGUUGGAGGAGCACUCAAGUCGCACCUUGACGUCGCCACCAUACUGUCCAAGUACUUCGCAGUGGAGGCCGCGCAGUUUCUGCGGGGAGUGGAAGACGGGUAUGAAGCCUUGAGAAGCUUGCCUGAAUCAACAGAAACAGAAUUAUCCAUCCUCCGGAGGGGGGUGAAGCUGGCGAGGCAGCUCGAGGAGAUGGAGUGUGACAGGUGUUGGAAGGUGCUCGCGGAUUUCUGGUCAGAGAUGUUGCUCUACAUCGCGCCAUCGGAGAAUGUGAAGGAGCACAUCGAGGCACUGGCAAAUGGAGGGGAGUUCAUAACACACUGGUGGGCGUUGCUCACCCACGCUGGCAUUCUAGAUAGGAAUGUCCACAGUGCGUGACAUAGAAAAUCCAUCUACAAACUCAGGCCACAAAUCAACAGCCAAUGGGAAUAUCUGAGAAACCUUCACGUUAGAGAGAGAUGCAAGCAGCAAACCGCGGCUUCGGAGACGAGGAGAAGAGCAGGGUAGGGUAGGUGUGCUUGUGACAAGAGCUGAAGGCUGCAAUGCACAUGCUCUCUGCUGAAGCAGCAAACCGCGGCGAGGUAGCAGGGAUAUGGUGGCUUCAGUCGGCGGCGAUGGUUGGGUCGUCUGCAGGAGAUUACGACAUGGUCGAUCGUCUAAGGUAAGUACUCCCGUUCGUGUUGCAGGCAGUUCUGCGUCUUCGUCAGGGCUUCGGCCUUGGAUCGCUUCCAAACAGUGGAUCGUCGGGCUUUGCGUGGUCGGGGCCCCAGACUUGAUCGUGGUCGCGGCUCAUGGCGUGGCCGUGGUGGGCGCUUUGGUGGGCGCUCGUUUCUGGAAUCUGAUAGAAGAGUCAUCCGAGACAUGCCUGAAUCGAGCAGAGGGGUCGUGUCAUCCAAUGCUUUUGAUGAAGAUGCUAAAAAGAGAGCAGCAGACACAGUAGAUGACGGCGCCCUGGCUGAUGGCAAGGGCAAGAAACGCCGUGAGGAUCUCUGCUGUGAGAUUUGUGAGGGAGACCAUGUGCCGCUUGACUGUCAGGUAUACAAUGGUCCUAAACCCCAUGCCAUUCUUUGCGGUUUUGGGAGUGGUGAAUCUGGGUUCUUUCAAAUUCCCAACUUUGGUUCAAAGGGGUUGAUCCCGCUGAAAGAAAGUUCAACUGCUUUUAUCACUGCCAAGGAAGGCACCAUUACGGCAGAGUUAGUAAAGUCUGAGUUGGCUCGUCUCAUUCCGGUGAGAUGGACUUGGGCUGUCCAAAGUCAUGCGAAUGGUUUCGUUGUACCUUUUCCGUCCAAAGUCGAAUUACAACGGAUGGUGGCCAUGAAAUUUGUUCAUGCUGUAGAUGGUAAAAGCAUAAUGGUCAUUCAAGAACUUGAGCAGAAAAUAGAGCCCGUUCAACAUUUGGAAAAGGCUUGGGUCAAUAUCUACGGAGUGCCGUAUGAAAUUCGAUCUUUUCUUCCUCUUUGGGCGGUGGGCACCAUUAUAGGUGCUACCCAGAAAGUCGAUCUAAGAUAUACAAAACAGAUGGGUGUUGUUCGGCUCUUAGUUGGUGUAACAAACGUCGACAAGAUCCCAGAAUCGGUUGACAUAGUGGUCGGGGAAGGCUUGUAUGAAAUUUUCUUUAAAAUUGAUAAGGUUUGCAAAGAUGGAGUUUGGUCAGAAUAUUAUUACCCUUCUGAUAAGAAAGAUGAUGAUUUUGAAUCCAAGGAUGAGGAUUUUGAUGGGCUCGAUGAUAUCCAGCCUAAGUUUGAUGAUACCACCAGGGACACUGUGAUGAAAGAUGUGUCCGGUAGCAAAGUUGAUAAUUCUUCUAAUGUCCAACAUGCUACUCAGCAGAAUUGUGAUAUUCGUCAAACCGAUGCGCUAGAAAAAUGCUUAGUUGCUGUUAAUAGGUCUUCAGUUUUUAGGGAGAAUGUUGCAGCACCAACUGCUGUUGCGCAUGGGGUCGUUUAUGAUAAUAAGUGGACAGAGGCUGAAGGCACAAUUAUUCUGAACGCCAAGCAAACUGCACAAAAGAGAGGUGAAUUUUCUAGGACCGAUAUGCCACAGAUUUACCCAGUUGCUGCUCCUAGGGCUGCAGAGUCUAGAAAAAAUAAUGAUGUACCUUUUGAUGUAGUGAGCAGGACUGUUGGUAGAGAGGGGCAUGUAGAUGCCGAUGCAUUUAACCUGAACACCAUAUGCCAUGAAUCUGGGAAAAAGGCAGCUGCACCUUUUGUUGUAGUGUGCACAGCUGAUGCGAGUGAGGGGUCUGUUGAUGCCAAUUCAAUCUGCCUGAAUUCCUUUCCUGGUGUUCCUGCGAGUGCAGCAGCUGUUUAUCCAAUUUCAUUGGAAGACAUCAACACAGACCUCAACAGUGUGGCGAUUGAAUUUUCGCCAGCAACAAAUAUUCAUGCAGCUAUUCCAAAUGUAUCAGUUGAGCAGAUACAUGAGCAUGUCCGGGGAGCUGAGCACUCGGUGGCUCAGCUCACCUCUCCCGGUGGUGCAGAUGGGAGUGGGGCUCUUGUUGAAAAUUUCUCACUCCAAGACAUGGAGACUUUAAUAUCGUGCAUACAUGCAUGGACCAUGGUGGUGGUACCUUCAAUAUGAUAACUUCUUUGUCAGAGGCGCUCAAUCAGUUGGCCCAGUCAAAUGACCAAAUCUUGAUUUCUCUUCAAGAUUAUUUUAAAUCAAAAUCUCUUUCUCAAAGACCAAUGGCCCGAGAAGAUCUUACUCAGGUCUUGGGCAAGCGGGUGGUUUCUGAUGAGGACACUUUAAGCAAGGCUCAGCGUCUUGCGGCAAAGCGCAAUUUAGAAAUCAGUUCUUUUCAGGGCAACAUACUGGCUCAUAUUCUGGAGAUUGUUGCAGAAAGAACAACCUCAACACGAGAUCCUUGCGGUAUGUCAAUCCUUAGAGGUGGUGGCUAUGGAGAUCUUUGCAAGCCAUGGAUGGAGGUCCAAUGCUAGAUUAGAAGGAGCUUGAUUUGUUGAUGUUUUAUUUCAAAGAAUGUUUACGAUGGAUGAUUGUUUUUUUCGAUUUGUAAGGCCGUAUGUAAGAGAUUGCAAAAGGCUGGAACAUUUUGUUUCCAUAAUCAAAAAAAGUAAUGCUUGUGAUUA